ACCGAGCGCAGCACUAUAAGUCUACUCAGUAGCCUCGAAUUUAGUUUUAAGUUUUUCUCAACUGAUCUGAGUGUUUUUUUCUUUUUGAGUUCAUCUUUUUAAACUUUAAGUUGUAUUUAAAUGCCUCACGCGCGAUAAAAUUGUACAAAACGUGCUCAUUGAACGUGGAUUUUAAGCUAUAAAACAGACCAAAGGUCAGAAUUUCUUGAACGCUUCCUGCCACGAUCGCACCUUAACAUGGAACCCACAACGAAUGAUCAGAUUUCAUAACGCUCUUUUCUAAAGUGAAUUACUUUAUAAUAUACACGUUUUUGGAGUGACUACAUCAAGACAGUGACUUGAAAAAUGGCAGAAGCUAUUCUAGAUCAUGACCAGUACAGCUGCUCUGUGUGUCUGGACUUACUGAGGGAUCCCGUGACAAUUCCUUGCGGACACAGUUACUGCAUGAGCUGCAUCAAUGAGUGCUGGAAUAAAGACCAAAAAGCACCAUAUAAAUGUCCACAGUGCAGACAGACCUUCAGUUUAAAGCCUCCACUCAACAGAAGUACAGUCCUUGCUGAGCUUAUGGAGAAACUGAGAGCCCAAGAGUCUCCUCAAAGUCCUGCGGGACCUGGAGAGAUUGCGUGUGAUUUCUGUGCUGGAGAAAGCAUCAAAGCUGUCAAGUCUUGCUUGGAGUGUCGAGCAUCUUACUGUGAAUUACAUGUACAGCCGCACUAUAAUGUUCCUGCUCUGAGGAAACAUGGGCUGGUUAAAGCGUCCACCAUACCAGUUUGCUCUAAACACGACAAGCUCCUGGAGGUCUACUGUCGAACAGACCAGACCUGUGUCUGUGCACACUGCUUAAUGGAUGACCACAAGGGCCACGACACAGUGCCAUCCACAACAGAGCGCAAGGAGAAAGAGUUGAAACUCUCAGGCACUCAAACAAAAGUCAAAAAGACAAUCCAGGCCAAAGAAAAAGAGCUGCAGAAUAUGAAAAUGGACAUGUCGUCCCAUUCAGACUCUGCGAUGAAGGCCAUCAAGAACAGCAAGAAGACCUUCGCAGAAUUAGUCAAGCUUAUUGAGAAAAAAAGCAGUGAGGUGAUUGAAAAGAUAAAAGCUCAAGAAAAGGCUGAUCUGGAUGAAGGUGAAAAAAUACAAGAAAAGCUAAAGGGGGAAAUUACUGAUCUGAAGAAGAGGGAAGGAGUCCUUGAGGAUCUUUCACAGACAGACAACAACAUCCACUUUCUUCAGAAUUAUGAGUCUAUAUCCCCUUCAUCUGGAUCUAAUGACUUUUGCAAUCUCUCAUUUCAACCAUGCUGCUCUUUUGAGGAAGUGAGUGAACUUGUUUGUGAACUGACUAAGAGACUGGAGAAAACUUGCAUGCAGGAAAUAAACCAAACAAUAAAUAAAGUUUCAGAUUUGUCUACAAAGACACCUUCUUUUGAUAUUAAAGUUGGAGACGAUGUUCGUGUAAAGCCAUCUGUUGUUACUCCAACACACAAAUGGGGAUCAGUUACUCACAAAAGCAUUGGUGUUGUUAAAAAAAUUCAGGGCGAGUUUUUGACUGUAGAUUUCCCUGAACAAAAAAACUGGACUGGUGUAGUUGUAGAAAUGGAGAAUGUGGCCAGUGCUGGUUCAGAUUUGUCAACACCAAAUGCUUCCGUCAACAUUAAGGUUGGGGACAGGGUCAAAGUGAAACCCUCAGUAACAACUCCAGAACAUAACUGGGGUAGAAACGUCACACAUAAGAGUGUGGGUGUGGUAAAAGCUAUUAAAGAUGAUGACAGCCUGCUUGUUGACUUUCCUGGACAUGCGAACUGGAAAGGAAUUCUAUCUGAAAUGGAACUAGCAAAUGAUGAUGAUGAUGAUGAUGAUGAAUCUGGAUCUGCAAGCCAGGACUCCAAUAUUAAGAUUGGAGACAAAGUCCGUGUGAAACCGUCAGUUAUUACUCCAGCUCACAAAUGGGGAGCAGUCACUCACAAAAGCAUUGGAAUUGUUAAAAAAGUUCAGGGGGACUCUUUAACUGUAGAUUUCUCUGAGCAAAAAAACUGGACUGGUAUACUUUCAGAAAUGGAGAUUGUGGCCAGCGCUUCAGGUUUGGCUGACAUGAAGGUUGGAGACAGAGUCAGAGUGAAAGCUUCUGUUACCACUCCGAUGCAUAACUGGGGAUCUAAUGUCACGCAUAAGAGUGUUGGUGUGAUAAAAGAAAUUAAAAUUGAUGACAGUCUAAUUAUUGACUUUCCUGAUCAUGCCAAUUGGAAAGGAAUUCUUUCAGAAAUGGAGCUAGUAACCAAUGAUGAUGAGUCUGGGUCUUUAAGUAUGCUGUCCAGUAUUAAGAUUGGAGACAAAGUCCGUGUGAAGGCAUCAGUUGUUACUCCAACACACAAGUGGGGAGCAGUCACUCAUAAAAGCAUUGGUUUUGUUCUGAAAAUUCAGGGAGAUUCUAUAGUUGUAGAUUUUCCUGAACAUAAAAAAUGGACUGGUGUAGUUUCAGAAAUGGAACUCGUGACUGGCGCUGCCUCAGAUUUGUCAACAAGAAGUCUUUCUGUGGACAUCAAGGUUGGAGAUAAAGUCAGAGUGAAACCUUCCAUAACCAACCCUAAACAUAACUGGGGUGGAUACGUCACACACAGCAGUGUGGGUGUAGUAAAAGAUAUCAAAUCUGAGGAUGUGAUUGUGGAUUUUCCAACACACAAAGGCUGGAAAGGCAUUCUCUCUGAGAUGGAGUUGAUAAAUGAUUCAGAUGCCAACAUCUCCUAGAUCUUGAUGAUGUGACUGUGGACUUCAUUGAUCAUCUGUUGCUUGAGUUUUUGAUUGAUCAAACUUUAUCUAAAGUGUUUGUAGUCAUGUGAACAAAAUGAAGUGAGAGACACAUGGGUGUUCUUCUGAGCACAGGAGAGCUAAAAUAUGUACAUUUUCUAUUCAAUUAAUGAUUUAGAAAAAAAAACAAACCAAAAGUUUUUAUCAGUUCUUCAUUUGUAUGAUUAUGGGUUUAGAUUUGUUACAGAAAAGGUGUUGCAGAUACAAAAAGUGUAUGUUUGUUUUUUUUAAUUCCUUUCUUAAGUGACAGUUCACCUAAAAUUAAACCAGCCAGGCUAGUUCCCCCUAAAAUGAAAAUGUACUCCUUAUUUAUUCACCCUCAAGAGACCCACCAAAGCUGGAAACCGGUAACAAUGGGGUAUAUGCGCAGACUUUUAAUUUCAGCCAGCCAGCCUCAGCGCUUCUGGUGAACUGUCUUUCCAUUAUAAGACUAUUUAAGGUCUGAUUUCUUGAAAAAUCAGUGAUCUUCACUGCCAGAUAGAUAUACGAUAAAAAGUGAGUCUUAGACCGGAUAAGAAGCACUGCUUAAAUUCCAUUUUCCCUCACCAUGUCUUUAAAAUAUGACAGUUUAUUUUAAUCCAGUAUUUUCAAUGGGAAUUCUGUGCUAGCCUGCUGAUCCUGACGACGCUAACGAUAAUCUAUAGCUAGUCUUUCAUCUUGUUUUACGCUUGAAGAACUAAAUGGAUGCUUAAGUCUAUUUAACUGAAUGUUUUGUAAUUACAUUACAACGUCGGUGCUGUAAAAGGAACCUUAUGAAAUUGAAAAAAAUCACAUUAAGCUUUCACCGGAAGUUUAUCAUUGGCUGAAAAACACUAGCUGUGCAUAUACCCCAUUGAAAUAGUAUGAAAAAUAAAUACUACGGAAGUCAAUGGUUACAGGUGCAACAGAAGCAAGAAAGUAAAACUUUUUUUGUUUUUGAAGUAAAGAGUGGGUAAAUGAUAAAUUAAUUUUUAUUUUGGGGUGAACUAUCUCUUUAACACUCAGGUGAGUUAAAACUUUCUUCAGUGGUACAUUAAAGGUCAUGGUCAAUGGUGAUUGUGAUCCAUGCAAGUCCAAAACUACUGGGACUUUCACAUAUACUGACAAAACAAAAUACUUUAAGCUCCUGACAAUACAUUGGGGUCUUAUGAAGAAAAACAACCAGUCUGUGCAAGAAACUGAGCAAUAUAUCCAACAUUACAGCCACAGCAAACAAUCAGUUGUGUCUUCACAACUGUCUAGGGCGAAAGCAUACUCUAGCAUGACUUAUGUGUUGAUGCAAACAUUAACAUCAAUGCUUGCUUAGUCUGUUUACAAUGGAAAGGGAUUAUGAAAUGUGUGACAUUGUUCAUGGCACGUUUGCAUAUACCGAUGAAGGCUGCAACCUACACAUGGACAAAAAUAAUGUAAACAACUUUUGUAAACUAUCACUAUAAGGUGUGUAAGAAAUGCUGGUGUAUUAUCAACGAAUAUAUAUAUGUGUGUUUCAGCUCGGGAAUAUGUACAUGCACACAGUUCUGUUUAUUCUGUUUUGAUUGUAAUGAUUUUAAUCAUUAAUUCUAUAAUUAUUUUGCAUUCACCAAUGCUGCUGCUACUAAAUAAGUCUUCUGAGUAAACUUGAACUGGACUGUUAUAUUCAAAAUGUGGUUAAAAACUACACUUUUGUUUUUCUGGAUCUGUACACUGGUUUUUCAUAUGUUGUGUAAAUAAAUAAAAUGAUCAAACGUCCA
Messenger RNA from Danio aesculapii, 4511 nucleotides. It is a transcript of the gene ftr97, whose product is annotated as finTRIM family, member 97. The record is from RefSeq and is a predicted model, not a curated record. Lineage: Eukaryota; Metazoa; Chordata; Actinopteri; Cypriniformes; Danionidae. Bases 346 to 2742 code for a protein of 798 amino acids. The transcript has 18 exons. Gene Ontology annotation, molecular function: zinc ion binding.